This is a messenger RNA of Candida albicans SC5314, 1158 nucleotides long. RefSeq names its product beta-1,3-glucan linked protein (gene PIR1). The coding region runs from base 1 to 1158 and encodes 385 amino acids. Gene Ontology annotation, molecular function: structural constituent of cell wall. Gene Ontology annotation, cellular component: fungal-type cell wall. The record is from RefSeq and is a predicted model, not a curated record. The transcript has a single exon. Gene Ontology annotation, biological process: fungal-type cell wall organization. NCBI's taxonomy places the organism in Eukaryota, Fungi, Ascomycota, Pichiomycetes, Serinales, Debaryomycetaceae.
AUGAAGUAUUCUACACUUGUUAGUAUUGCUGCUUUUAUUAGCACUUCUUUAGCUGCUACUGUUCCUGAUGAACAUUAUUCAACAUUAUCACCUUCAGCUAAAAUUCCAUCUGGUGCUAGUACAGAUUUCAGUGGUACUUUUGGUAUUCAAGUUGUUACUGUUGAAUCAGCUUCUGCUCUUUCAACUGAUACUGCUACUUCUACAUUGACUAGAAAUGAUAACAAAAAAGAGGCCACCCCUGUUGCACAAAUAACUGAUGGUCAAGUUCAACAUCAAACUACUGGUGGUGUUUCUGCUAUUAAACAAAUUAGUGAUGGUCAAGUUCAACAUCAAACUAAUGCUGCUCAACCAAUUGCUCAAAUUAGUGAUGGACAAAUUCAACAUCAAACUACAGCAAAAGCCACUGCUACACCAGUACAACAAAUCAAUGAUGGACAAAUCCAACAUCAAACUACCGUUCAACCAGUAGCUCAAAUCAGUGAUGGUCAAAUUCAACACCAAACCGCCAAGGCCACUGCCACUCCAGUUCAACAAAUUGGUGACGGUCAAAUCCAACAUCAAACUACCGUUCAACCAGUAGCUCAAAUCAGUGAUGGUCAAAUCCAACAUCAAACUGUUAAAGCCUCUGCUACUCCAGUUCAACAAAUUGGUGAUGGCCAAAUUCAACAUCAAACCACUGCUGCUGCUGCUACUACUGCUUCUGCUGUUAAACAAAUCAACGAUGGACAAAUUCAACACCAAACUACUACUGCUGAAAAUGUUGCUAAAGCUCAAUCUGACGGUCAAGCAAUUGCAACUGGUUCUCCAUCAUCCAACUCAACUUUAUCUGAUGACGAUGACUUAUCUUCAACAAUUCCUAAAGCUUGUUCAUCUGCAAACAAUUUAGAAAUGACAUUACAUGAUUCUGUUUUAAAAGAUACUCAUGAACGUUGGGGUGCUAUUGUAGCUAAUCAUCAAUUUCAAUUCGAUGGACCAAUUCCUCAAGCAGGAACAAUUUAUAGUGCUGGUUGGUCAAUUAAAGAUGGAUAUUUAUAUUUGGGUGAUUCUAAUAUCUUUUAUCAAUGUUUAUCAGGAGAUUUUUAUAAUUUAUAUGAUGAAAAUGUUGCUAAACAAUGUUCAGCUGUUAAAUUAAGUGUCAUUGAAUUUGUCAACUGUUAA